This is a messenger RNA of Mesoplodon densirostris (Blainville's beaked whale), 1488 nucleotides long. RefSeq names its product potassium inwardly rectifying channel subfamily J member 6 (gene KCNJ6). The record is from RefSeq and is a predicted model, not a curated record. The transcript is spliced from 3 exons. Gene Ontology annotation, molecular function: G-protein activated inward rectifier potassium channel activity. Gene Ontology annotation, biological process: potassium ion import across plasma membrane; regulation of monoatomic ion transmembrane transport. Gene Ontology annotation, cellular component: plasma membrane. Bases 1 to 1488 code for a protein of 495 amino acids. NCBI's taxonomy places the organism in Eukaryota, Metazoa, Chordata, Mammalia, Artiodactyla, Ziphiidae.
AUGCAUCCUGCAGGACGCAUUCACCCAACACAGAAGUUUCCAGAAGCUGAUGGCUUCACCAAGGGCCAACAGAUGCCGUGUGAGAAGGGCUGGAGGGAACCGGCAGCCUCCACGCAGCUCCCAGGCUCGCACCAUGUCCUCAUCUCUGUCCCUCUCCCUGCGCUGUCAGGCCCCAUGGCAGCACCCACCUCACUCCAUCCCAGCUGCUCACGCUAUGACCGGGAACUCAAGUCCAAGGCAGCUAAUGUCCUGGAGGGUGACUCCAUGGACCAGGAUGUUGAGAGCCCUGUGGCCAUUCACCAGCCAAAGUUGCCUAAGCAGGCCAGGGACGACCUGCCAAGACACAUCAGCCGAGACCGGACCAAAAGGAAAAUCCAGAGGUACGUGCGGAAAGAUGGAAAGUGCAACGUCCACCAUGGCAACGUGAGGGAGACCUAUCGCUACCUGACCGAUAUCUUCACCACCUUAGUAGACCUCAAGUGGAGAUUCAACCUGUUGAUUUUUGUCAUGGUUUACACAGUGACAUGGCUCUUUUUUGGAAUGAUCUGGUGGCUAAUUGCAUACAUCCGAGGAGACAUGGACCACAUAGAGGACCCUUCAUGGACUCCUUGCGUCACCAACCUCAAUGGGUUUGUCUCUGCUUUUUUAUUCUCCAUAGAGACAGAAACCACCAUUGGUUAUGGCUACCGGGUCAUCACAGACAAGUGCCCAGAGGGAAUUAUUCUCCUCUUAAUCCAAUCUGUCUUGGGGUCCAUUGUCAAUGCAUUCAUGGUGGGAUGCAUGUUUGUAAAAAUAUCGCAACCCAAGAAGAGGGCAGAGACCCUGGUUUUUUCCACCCAUGCGGUGAUCUCCAUGAGGGAUGGGAAACUGUGCCUGAUGUUUCGCGUAGGGGAUCUGAGGAAUUCCCACAUCGUGGAGGCUUCCAUCAGAGCUAAGUUGAUCAAAUCCAAACAGACCUCAGAGGGGGAGUUCAUCCCCUUGAACCAGACGGAUAUCAACGUAGGGUAUUACACCGGCGAUGACCGUCUCUUUCUGGUAUCACCACUCAUUAUUAGCCACGAAAUUAACCAACAGAGUCCUUUCUGGGAGAUCUCCAAAGCCCAGCUGCCCAAAGAGGAACUGGAAAUCGUGGUCAUCCUAGAAGGCAUGGUGGAAGCUACAGGGAUGACGUGCCAAGCUCGAAGCUCCUACAUCACUAGUGAGAUCCUCUGGGGGUACCGGUUCACCCCUGUCCUGACGCUGGAGGACGGGUUCUACGAAGUCGACUACAACAGCUUCCACGAGACCUACGAGACCAGCACCCCAUCUCUCAGUGCCAAAGAGCUGGCCGAGUUAGCCAGCAGGGCUGAGCUGCCCCUGAGCUGGUCCGUCUCCAGCAAACUCAACCAACAUGCAGAACUGGAGACUGAGGAGGAAGAAAAGAACCCUGAGGAGCGGACGGAGAGGAAUGGUGAUGUGGCGAAUCUAGAGAACGAAUCCAAAGUUUAG